Molecule: messenger RNA, 2031 nt
Organism: Coffea eugenioides
Lineage: Eukaryota; Viridiplantae; Streptophyta; Magnoliopsida; Gentianales; Rubiaceae
Product: rust resistance kinase Lr10-like
Exons: 6
Coding region: 1-2031 (676 amino acids)
Biological process (GO): protein phosphorylation
Molecular function (GO): ATP binding; protein kinase activity
Source: RefSeq, a predicted model, not a curated record
AUGUUAAGGAGUGAUGUUCAUGAUGCGGUGUGUAAGCCUUCUGCUUUUAAUGUUGAUGAUGCGAGCCAUUCCAAAGACACCAGCUGUGACCAUAGCCCAUCCACCUGCGGGGUUACCGGCAUCAAUUUAAAGUGCCCCUUUCAAUUUAGUGGUGAUGAUCCAGAUUUGUGCCCUGACGUUAUUGAAUUCUCUUGUGAAAAUGAUCGAACUGUUCUAUCCUUGAGUGUUGGUUCCUAUCUGGAGAGACAACAAUAUAACUUUUCUGUGGAGCUAAACAGUAUUGACUAUGAGCAACAGACACUUCGUAUAUUUGAUCCUGGGGUGCAAAAGAACAACUGUUCUACUCUGCCAGUCUACCCAUUUUACUACCACAACUUCUAUUUUGACAUGGAGAUUGGUCCUGAUACUGGUUGGUUGGUCUUUGUGAGCUGUAAAAAUCCGGUGAAAUUGAAAUAUCAUCCUCUUUACGUAGACACUGCUUCCUGUAAUGUCACUGCAAAUCAUUUUUCAAAAAUGAAAGCUCCACCCGGUUAUUACAGCUAUGUUGUGGUUGGUGAAAGUGUGGUGGCAUCUGAUAUUAAAGAGUCGUGCACUGUCUAUAAGAAGGUUCCUGUAGACCUGCGGUGUCUCCCUGAUGUAACAGCAGGGGAUAUUUCGUUUCAAGACAUCCACAAUCUUCUGUCUAAUGGCCUUGAGCUCAGUUGGUACAGUGGCCCGCAGGAGCCCCGCAGGAGGAGAUCUCUUUUUUGCGAUGUGGCUCUCAAAUGGGCAGAAGUCUACAGUCACGUCUACCGACAUGUCAUCGGCUCAUUUGAAUAUGGAUAUAAAUAUGAUAUUGGUGGCUUUGUUUCGGAAGUCAGUCAAUCAUUGUUUUGUUCUUCCAUUGCCGCAAAACAUGUCAUCGGCAUUAUCCUCUUGUUUGCUUUCCUCCUUUAUCGGUGUCGUCGGAGGCAUUUAUCGAGGUAUGAUACAAUAGAAGAUUUCCUACAAGCAAACAACAGCCUCAUGCCCAUUAGGUACUCAUACAAAGAAAUAAAGACAAUGACAAAAAAUUUUGAGGAGAAACUAGGUGAAGGAGGCUAUGGCUUGGUUUACAAAGGCAAAUUGCGCAGUGGAGGUGCAGUUGCUGUCAAGAUGCUGAACAAAUCAAAAGCUAAUGGACAAGAGUUCAUCAAUGAAGUUGCAACUAUUGGAAGGAUACACCAUGUUAAUGUUGUUCGAUUAGUGGGAUAUUGUUAUCCCGUCUGCUCAAAACAUGCUCUAGUGUAUGAUUACAUGCCAAACGGCUCUCUGGACAAGUUAAUUUUCUCAAAUUGUCAGAAUGGUUCUCCAUUGAGUUGGAAACAAGUUUGUGAGAUUGCAAAGGGGGUUGCUCGUGGCAUUGAAUACUUGCAUCAGGGGUGUGAUAUGCAAAUUCUGCAUUUCGAUAUUAAACCGCAUAACAUCUUACUCGAUGAGAACUUUGUUCCAAAAGUUUCGGACUUCGGACUUGCAAAACUUUACCCGAUGCAAAAGAGUAUUGCAACUCUUACUGCCGUAAGAGGAACAUUAGGUUACAUGGCCCCGGAACUGUUCUACAAAAAGAUUGGAAGAAUCUCAAACAAGGCAGACGUUUACAGCUAUGGAAUGUUACUAAUGGAGAUGGCGGGAAGGAGGAGAAAUGUGGAUGCGCAUGCCGAGCAUUCAAGUCAAAUAUACUUCCCUUCAUGGAUAUAUGACAAAUUCGAUCAGGUGGAGGAAAUGGAAAUCGGAGAUCAUGCAACUGAAGAAGAAAAGACAAUUACACGAAAAUUGAUUUUGAUUGCCUUGUGGUGCAUACAGAUGACACCUGAGGAUCGUCCUUCAAUGAGAGAAGUCUUAGAAAUGCUUGAAGGUGAUGCUAGUGGUCAAAAGUUGCCUCCUAAACCGUUGUUUUACCCUCCGGAUUCACCCAUAUCCAUGCAAAGAAGCAGCAAUAGUAGUUCUUCUGACGAGUCAACGGCGCCCCUAUGUAGCUCUGUUGCUUUAGAAAUAGAGCAGAUAGAUGACUGA